CAGAUGUCAGUGGAGAGGAGGGCGCCAAAUAGGAAGAGCAGCAUAUGUGUGUGUGUGUUGUGUGUGUCUCUCAUCACAACCACACUCAUCAACGACAGGACUUAUCAUCUUCACUCUUUACUUAUGAGUGACCCAUCGAGGCGGAACGCCGUGGACGAAGACAGAGGCUAAAAACAUGGAGGCAGACGCUGUGAGCAUCUGGCCGCGCAUGGAGCCCUUCUUACUGGGAGCCCUGCAGGUGGCUCCCCCGUCCAAACUCAGCCUGCACUAUCUCAGAAAGAUGGCGUCGUACGUGCGAACGCGUGACGGCUGCUUCCCCUCCAUGAGCUGGCCCAUGUGGAGGCACAUUGCCUGUGGAAAGCUGCAGCUCCAUGAAGACCUGGCCUGGCUCUACUUUGAGACCUUCGACCUCCUCAUAGGCCACGUUCCAGAGGAGAGGCUGGAGUGGGCCGAGUGUCUCUCCCAGUGCUCGAACAAAAGCGAGCUGGACCAACAAAGGAGCCGGUUAUCUGUGGACACGCUGCAGUUCCUCCUCUUCCUCUACAUCCAGCAGCUGAACCGUGUCUCUCUUCGCACCUCUCUGAUCGGGGAAGAGUGGCCCAGCAUGCGAGCUCGAUCUCCGUCUCGCUCGGACCGAGAGGCCAAGACCAGCUCCCAGAACAAGAACUGGGACGAUCAGGCCCACCUGUCCUUUGUGCAGAGUCACCUGGGAGAGAUCCUGGAGCUGCUGGUGGAGCCGGGUCAGCUGUCUCAGUCUGGACAGGUGCUCAGAGGCUGCCAGAUCUCCCUGGAUGCUCUGCGCAGCUUGGCUCUCCUCCUGGAGGGCUCAGCGGGUCCCGGCAGAGCGGUGCAGCCCGUCCACCGGCUGCUCACCAAACCCCCGCUGCAGACCCAGGCCGGGUUCUGCUCCGCCAGCCGCUGCUUCCCCCUGCAGAAGCUGCUCCUCUGCCUGCAGAACAGACUCGCUCUCAACCCCUUUGGGAUCACCGCCUGCCUGCAGUCAGGGAAGAAGCUGGCCUGGGCUCAACAAGUGGAGGGGUCCAUGAAGAGAGCCAGAAUAGCCAGGAACACCCACACGGCCCCCCCCGGCAGUAAGAUGGUUCUAAUGUCGCAGGUCUUCAAACAGACUUUGGCUAAAACCUCAGACAAGCUGAACGGAGCCAACAUCAAAAUCCACCGCUGUGCCGACGCCUUCAUCUACCUGCUCUCUCCUCUCAGAUCAGUGAGUUUGGACAAAUGUCGAGACUGCACCGUUGUUCUUGGUCCUGUUGAGACCAGCGUUCACAUCCACAGCUGCCAGAACCUGCGUGUGAUGUGUGUGUCGGGCCGGAUCGCCAUCGGGGUCUCCUCGCGUUGCACCAUCCACACUUUGACCCCGACUCGACCUUUGCUCCUCCCAGGAAACACAGACAUUACUCUGGGGCCUUUCCACACCUUCUACCCCUCUCUGGAGGAUCACAUGGGCAGCGUGGGGCUCGCUGUGGUCCCAAACGCCUGGGAUAGACCCUUACUUGUGGGUACAGAGGGGCUUUUUAACCCCUCACUCAACUCCUCGUCCAACCCGGCCCCUCUCUGUUACCGCCUGCUACCUCCAGCUGAGUUUAACACCGUUGUGGUGCCUUUCGAGAUGGAGGGCGACACGUGUGAGGUGCCGGGGGGGCUACCUCCUCUGUACCAGGCGGCGGUGGAGGAGAAGGAGAAGAGGAUCCAGAACUGGCAGAAAACGGUGUUGGAGACCCCGCUCAACAAGCAGCAGAAGCAGCAGUUCCAGGAUUUAGUCGAAGUCAAGUUCCACGAGUGGCUUUUGGAAACGGGUCACCGGCAGGAACUGGACAGCCUCAUCCCCCCCGCUGUGAACUCUUUAAAGGACUCGACAACAGACACACAGGCAGUCAAUCACACCAGACACAUGAGGACUGGACGGGCAGUGGGACAGUCGCCUAUGGCUUGUUGAAGCUUUAUUCGGGUCUUAACGUAGCAACACAGAAAUGCACAAUGGCUACAUGUGUUCUGUGUGAGUAUUAUUGUACAGGAAGUGUGUGUCUUUUUACACUUUGCAGGUCCCAAAUGAUUUAUCCCACAGUCCAUUUUUUUACCAGCUGUCAAAAGGAAAUAUUUGAAGCAAAGAUGUUUCUGCUCUGUAAUAUGUUGUGGAUAUUUCCUUUAAUCUCCUCAGUACAACCGAAAUAGCUGAUUCUCCACAUUAGGAGAUUAACCAAUUGGUCAGUUUGCCAGAUGUCUAAAUGUGUCUGUUUUUGUAUGAAUUCACUCUGCUAUGGCUACACGUGUUCUGUGUGACAUUUGGAGUAUUGUUGUACAGGAAGUGUGUGGUUUGUGACACCUUACUCUGGUACGUGUGCAGCUGUAGAUCCAGCUUUUAUGGAACCUUAUGUCCCACUUGUUCUUAAGUGGAAAGCUGCUGUACAAGUUCUUCUGAAGAAAAGGCAGCUACGUGUUUAAGUAGGGAGUGUUUUGGCAUGUUGCUCAGUACGCUGUUGAGGAGAGCUGUAGACUCAAACAAACGAUGAAGUCACCACAGAGUAAAGUAGAGGGAGAUAUAUGAACAUCAUUUAUUUGUAUUAUUGCACCGUCCACACUGUCUUUGUAUGAAAGGGGUUAGCUGUACUUCUACACGUUGCUUUCCAUGAACUGAAGUUUUCAAGCUGUAUGUUUUGCCAAAUUUUGAACCUAGUCUAUUUUUUUUACCAGCUGUCGAAAGGAAAUAUGUAUUAUGUUGUUAUUAAGGUUAUAUUUUGUGGAUCUUUUCCUUUAAUCUCUUCAGUACAACCGAAAUAGCUGACUCACCACAUUAGGCUUGAUUAAACAAUUGGUCAGUUUGUCAGCUGUUGUCUAUAUAUAUUUUGGUAUCAGUUCCCCUUGCUAAAUAUGUAUAUUGGAGCAUUAUAGUAAGAUUAUUUAUCAUACAUCUUCCCAAUGUCCUGCUUUAAUACCUGUGAGUGAACUUCAGCACAUUAACUUCUUACUUUCCUAUUAGGGCUCACGUUGUAUUCACUAGAGCUGCUGCAGUACGAUAACCUAGGCCAAGUUGAAGGUGGAGAAAAUGCAGUUAGACAUAGGAGAAUAUUACUGUAAAAGCUGGGAUGUGUGUAUUUUUCUGAAGAUGUACGAACUCCUUACUGCUGUUGAACUCUGUCUGAACACACGCACCUCUCUGCUGUUUCUAUACGAAGAGCCCGAUAUCGUUUUUUAAUGUAAGAAAUAAUAAA
Messenger RNA from Gymnodraco acuticeps, 3227 nucleotides. RefSeq names its product TBCC domain-containing protein 1-like. NCBI's taxonomy places the organism in Eukaryota, Metazoa, Chordata, Actinopteri, Perciformes, Bathydraconidae. The record is from RefSeq and is a predicted model, not a curated record. Gene Ontology annotation, biological process: maintenance of Golgi location; maintenance of centrosome location. Gene Ontology annotation, cellular component: spindle pole centrosome.